Messenger RNA from Pristis pectinata (smalltooth sawfish), 5205 nucleotides. RefSeq names its product suppressor APC domain-containing protein 2-like. The coding region runs from base 261 to 803 and encodes 180 amino acids. The transcript has 5 exons. Lineage: Eukaryota; Metazoa; Chordata; Chondrichthyes; Rhinopristiformes; Pristidae. The record is from RefSeq and is a predicted model, not a curated record.
GCCUGUUGGUUGCUCUAUGGCUAAUCCGGAGCCAGUUAUAUUCUCCCCAUCAGGUGGGGCUCAGCCUGGCGGGCGGGGCGGGACAGACUGUAUGAAGCUUGUCUCUCUCCGGCUCCUCUGUCCCGCUGAGUGGUGACCGUAUGUCCACUUCCAGCCCCCUCGACCGCCCCUCUCCGCUGUCCCAGAGGGCGACGGCAUAACUUGGGUGGGUUGGAGGGAGAGAUAAAUACCCCCCUCCAUACCCACCGGCGGCUGAACUCAUGCCAGUGCUACCUGCCUAUACCCUGAUCAUCAUCCCCUUACAGAGCAAAGUGGACGCCAGAAAGUUCUACUCGUGGCUGAAGCAGAUGAAGGAACUCGAGCAGCAGCGCGACGCGCUCUGUCACGGGCUGGAGAUGGUGGAGCGUGCACGGGACUGGUACCGCCAGGAGAUACGUGAUGUGCGCCACAGGCAGAGCCACGGCAGCGGGAGUUGGGGAGAUGAGGAUUACACUUCAAAUUCUUUUCCGAACCGUGUGAACCAACUGCUGGACAAGAUCCAACAUGUCAAUAUCUGCCUCUGCAACUUCAUUUCCUGUGCAGAACGGACGUUGCAGCCCCCCCACUCGACCGAGGUCGCCCACGAUCAACACCAGUGGAGCAGGGAGAGCAACGGAUGCCAUCAACGGGCCGUGGCCAUGCUCAAGCAACAAAAUCACCUGCUGACCAAGGAGGUGUCAAGGAAAAGUCAGUGGAUCGCGCAGCUGGAGAAGGAGAAAGCGACGCUGAUCAAACAGCUGCUGGACGUCCGCUUCCAGAACUAGGCUCAGCCCGGCUCUCGCCUUGGCCUCGGCCUUACCCACCUGAUGCACCAUCGGUCGGUUGGGGGUGGGUGGGGAGGAGGUAAGGCAGCGGAGUUGUUGCAAACUGACUGGCCAUGUGACACAGAAAUCGGGGUGGGAUGGAUUUCAAAAUAAAACGCAACUUCUUUUCAAAUAUUUGCAGGUAGGCAGGGACGGAGGAGAACUGGCUGUGUUGGGGAAGUGGUUUGCAGCACAACUGGGGCAAGUGAUUCUACAAAUGGGUCACGCAAGGACACCAAGGACAAGUGAAGAGCUAGGGUCUUGGAAGAGUGGGGAGAGGUCGAGCGGUGGGAGACUUGCAGAGUUCAGGAGACUUGCAGAGUUCAGGAGCCAUGCAUCGCUUCUAUCGGGUGAUAGGGAGGGUCCAGCGGUUUGUUAUCAACAAAAAAAACCCAAGCAACUACGGGUGCCCGAAAUCCGGAAUAAAGCAGGAAAGUGGCGGGACGUGCAAGGGGGAAGCGCGGGAGUUCUGGGCAGCUCGGGAGCUGAUUGGUGCAUCAACUGUUGCCGAGGGAGAUUUCGCUACACGCUGGCUGAUUGUGACGACAUCGAAGCCCCGCCCACUCCAGUGGCCGACCAUUGGUCCCCAUUCAUAAAACCAUGGCGGGGAACUCCGUGUCGUCACAGUUCCAGGGCGUAAAACCCUUAGUUGAAGAUGCGCCUGACAUGCAUUGCUGGGCAUUUACAGCAUCGGUGCAAGAACACCAGGUAAGCCCAGGAUGGCUCCCUCCCCAUGUACAGUGCAGUACUCUCUCACGUCAUUUGGACAGGCAUAUGGAUAGGAAAGGUUUAGAACAUUACAGCACAGUACAGGCCCUUCGGCCCACAAUGUUGUACUGACAUUUUAUCCUGCUCUCAGAUCUAUCUAACCCUUCCCUCCCACAUAGCCGUCCAUUCCUCUAUCAAGAUAGAGGGAUAUCGAUCACACGCAGGCAAAUGAGACUAGCUUAGAAGGGCAUCUUGGUCAGCACAGACAAGUUGGACCGAAGGGCCUGGUUCCGUGCUAUGAUAUUUUGCAUUAUGGGUCUAAAAGUCGUUGUUCGAUUUAAAGAUCAGUUAUGCUUGCAGGGUACCAGAUGAGGAGUACAUUUUGGGGCAGCUGGGAUAACUUUGCAGUGGCUUCUGAUGAAGGGUUUCAGGUAUGAAAAGUUAAACAUUUCUUGUUUCACAGACACUGCCCGACCUGCUGAGUAUUUCAAGCAUUUUCUGCUUUGCUUUCACAUUUCCAGCAUCUGCAGUUUGAUUUUCACUCACUGGGGAUUCACUGGUAGAAAUCCCACAGUAUCAAGAGCAGCAUCAAUUUCACAGGCCAGAGAUAUUAGUCAGCUUCAGUGCAAGUUGAAAAUAAAAACAGCACAUGCUGGGAAAAACAAGAACAGGUCAGGCAGCCUCUGUGGAAAGAGGAACAGUUAAUGUUUUGGAUCAAAGACCUUUCAUCAGAACUGAAAAAUAAAGAAAACAAAUUAGCUCAGGGAGCAGAGAAGGUGGGGAGGCAAUGGGGGGGGGGGGCAAUGGGGGAGGAUUACGGAUUGGGUGAGAUAAGGUAACCAUUCAAGGGGCAGAGCUUAACUGCUUAAAUUAAAGCUCCUUCGUCUGUGUAACGUGAUGCAGAUGUUGUAAAAUAAGGACAGGAAGUACUGGGAAAAACUCAGCAGGUCGGGCAACAGGUCUGUGGGAAGAGAAACUAGAGUUAACAUUUCAGGUUGAAGAGCCUCUGUCAGAACUGGCAAGGAGACAAAUGCAGCCCGCUGAGCUGCAGGGAGGGGUGGGUGGAGGGGGGGGGAGGAAAGAGGGAUAUCUCAGAGGGUAAAACUGGGAUGAUCAUUGGGAUAAGCUGCAAAGAAGGUUACGUGGUCAGUGAGUGAACAGGAGCAGUUAGAGGGAGAACAGAGACAGCGGAAUGUGGGAGUUGCAAAAUGCAGAGUGGGAGGACUAGACUGGCAGGUCAGGCUGGGCAUAUCCACAACUCCCAGAGGGAAAAUAAAGGGUGUGUUGCAUUGGGGAGUGGGGGAGAACACAAGCUGAGCUAAUACCACAGAGGGAAUGACUGAUGCAGGUAGCAAAAUCGUUUAAUUAAGUUGCAGAAUUCAAGAGUUCAAAGGUCUUUUUUUGACUUUCACUAAUGUUGUGAAAGCUGUGGGAUGUUGUAUAGUCUGGCUUACCGAGACAUGCCCAGCAGGGUAGGGUAUACAAGAGAGGGCGGGAUGGCAGGCAGAAACAGCCAGAUCUGAUACAAGCAGAGAGUGUCUUAGCAGAUCGACAGGGGGUGAACACAAGACAAACACAGUGGAGAGAAGGGCGCCCUCAUUUAAUUUGUCAUUUAAAUGUCUCUGGCCCUCCGUUCUGUCAAGACUUCCGUUUCCUCCUCCCCACUUGCUCUGCAUCCUGAAAGCUGUUUUACCUCUGACUUUUUCCCCUUUCUGGUGAAAAGGUCACCGACACGAAACGUGGCCCAGAGAUGAAGUUACAUCUAAAAUGGGUGGCGCAGCGAGUACAGCCGCUGCCUCACGGCUCCAGCAACCUGGGUUCGAUCCUGACCUCCGGCGCUGUCUGUGUGGAGUUUGCACAUUCACCCUGUGACCGCGUGGGUUUGCUCCCAUACUUCAAAGUCGUUCUGGUCACGUAGUUAAUUGGGCGCUGUAUAUUGCCCCUAGGCGUGUAGGUGAGUGGUAGAUUCUGGGGGGGGGGGGGGAGUUGAUCGGAAUGUGGGAGAGGUUACAGGGAAGUAAGUGAUUGUUCUGAGAGUCAGGAAGUGUUGAAAAAGGUCUUCUGUGUUGCAUGGAACCUAGAACAGUACAGCACAGGACAGGCCCUUCGGCCCAUGAUGUGAAACUGAUUCUCUCCUCACGGAUGCUGUUUGACCUGCUGAGUAUUUUUAGUAUGUUUUAUUCCAGGUUUGAGGGGCAGAAAAGUUGGGGCUAUUCUUGUGGAAGUAUUCAAAAUGAUAUGACGGCUUCAGUAGGCGAGAGGAGGGGAGAAGCAAUACUCAGCGUUUGGACAACAAAGCGAGUUGCCAAAGAGACCUUGCGUUUAUUUUUAAAUCUACAAUGAAACUAAGUUGUUGGAGGCUGUGAGAGAGGUGUUGAAAAGGUCAGUGAAUCAAACCUACCAGAGAAAGGGCUUGAGACUUGAGUGCAGGAAGUGGAUGUAGACUUCAGCAGAGCACGAGUGAACGGUGGUGGGGUGGAGAAAUGGGGUCAGGACGAAUCGCAACGCGUAGGGAGCCGGCGCAAGUACAGCGGACUGACCAGGCCCCCUGCUUCAUUGCGGGGUUCCACCCUGCCUCAGGGACUCGCUCCUCAACUUCAGCCCAUCCUGAGGUCAGCAGUCUGCACCGGGCUCUCGGUACAUCUUGGAGCCUCUGGAGUGAAAGUCCAGCUCCUGCUCACUCACAAAGUCAGAGAGCUGGAAUUAUUACUGGUUUCCUUUAUCUCUCUACCUUAAAAUUCUCCAGACUCUGCUCAUAAUGUCCUUUGGGGGGGGAAAGAGAGAGAGAGAAAGAGCUCCAAAAACUCAGAGGAAAAAUAACAUGUCUGAUUCUUAAAUGGGCAAGCUCAUUUUAAAACAGUGAUCCCCCUGAUCUCUAUUCUCCCUUGGGGAAACAUUCUCUCCACAUCUAGCCUGUCAAGACCUCUCAGUCAGAGACAUACAGCACAGAAACAGGCCCUUCGGCUCAACUGGUCCAUGCCGACCAAGAUGGCCAUCCAAGCUAGUCCCAUUUGCCUGCGUUUGGCCCAUAUUCUGCUAAACCUUUCUUAGCUAUGAACCUGUCCAAGUGUCUUUUAAAAGUUGUUAAACCACAUCAGAUCCUGAUAAGAGUCCUGACAACAUUUCAUUAAACUCCCACUCAAAAAUGUCCACAGUUUCUACAUGGAAGUGUUCCAAAACCAAGAACAACACUGGGCAGUACAGAGUUUGACAAAAUGAGUCCUGGAUCACUAUCUGCAAAAUACAUGCAUUUCCUUAUAUGUUUGACUCCUCUCUCUCCCCCCCCCCCCCCCACCUCAAUCUUUAAUUCUUUGCUUUACGUAAACACUGCCCUUUCAAAAAGAAUUAGAGAAUUUUAUUUUUACUUUAGUUAUUUUAAGACAAUUUAGAAUUUUUUUUUGAAACCACUGGUUAUUUUAAGAAGCAAAGUGAUUCAAAUUGUUUAACUGGCAGAGAUUAGAAUUAUCAACUUCAUCUGGGCAAACCUAUUUUAGCAAGAAGUGCUAUCGGUUGAUAACUCUGCAAAUUAAAAAUAGUUCACAUCAGCAGGACCAAUUCAAAGCAACUCAGUUUAUCGUAUCACUUGGUCGCAGAUCUCAAAUGCUGAAAAAAGGCAACAGUCUGUAACAAAACAAUAAACUUUUAUUUAAACUUG